ACCAGGAAGUAGUCCUCUCGAUUCGUGUCAGUAAAGAAGGAAGCGACACAAAAAUGACACCUGAGCUCCAACCGCCAGCGGACCGCUGUCACUAGCUGAACACACCACAUCUGAGGUCAUUUUAGGCCUCUGUCCUCCAUGCCUGCUCCCCCAGGCUUCACUCGACUGGAACAGAAUGAGCCUAUGAACCCACUUCGUAUCUCUGUAGGUGGUCUACCUAUGUUGGCUUCCAUGGCCAACACCACCGACCCUCGUUUCCGCCUCAAGUGGAAGUCCAUUGUGAUUGUGGUCUUCUCCUUGGCUCUGGUCCUGCUGCUCUUCAUGCACUUCGGCUCAGGCUCCCGCUCUUACGUCCCCCACGGCAUUAGAUUCAGUUGCGGUAGCACCAAGCAGUCUGAUUCCCAGUACAACGACACCUACCCACUCAGUCCACCUGAACGCACACCGCAGGGAACUCGCUACCGCAUCGGAGUCAUCGCGGACCUGGACACGAACUCUCAGAGUGACAAGAAGCUGACAUGGUUCAGCUACAUGCGCAAGGGUUACCUACUGGUGUCGCAAAGUGGCGACCAGGUAGCGGUGGAAUGGGACACAGAUAGGGUGGUGCUGGAGAGCCACUUGUCGGAGAAAGGCAGAGGAAUGGAGCUGUCUGAGUUGGUGGUGUUCAACGGAAAGCUCUACUCUGUGGAUGACAGAACUGGUGUAGUUUACCAGAUAGAUGGAAACAAGGCCGUUCCCUGGGUUAUCUUACCUGACGGCGAUGGGGGUGUUGCAAAAGGGUUUAAAGCCGAGUGGCUGGCGGUAAAGGAUGAGCACCUGUACGUUGGUGGCCUGGGGAAAGAGUGGACCACCACCCAGGGUGAGUUUGUCAACAACAACCCAGAGUGGGUGAAAGUGGUGGGCUUCAGGGGAGAUGUGCAACAUGAGAACUGGGUUCCCAAGUACUCUUCUCUGAAGUUGGCAGCAGGGAUCGAGCCACCAGGUUAUUUAAUUCAUGAAUCUGCAGCCUGGAGUGACAACCUGCAGCGCUGGUUUUUCCUCCCUCGUCGAGCAAGCAAAGAACGUUACGAGGAGACUGCAGAUGAGCGACGUGGAACUAACCUUGUCCUGAGCUGCUUGGCGGACUUCACUGACAUCAAAGUGAGCCGCGUUGGGCCACACAACCCCACCCAUGGCUUCUCCUCCUUCAAGUUUGUCCCCAACACAGACGACCAGAUCAUUCUGGCGCUCAAAUCGGAAGAGGAUGCUGGAAAGAUUGCAACGUACAUCACAGCCUUCACACUUGAUGGACGAAUUCUUUUACCCGAAGCUAAGAUCGGUGAUGUGAAAUAUGAGGGUAUAGAGUUUAUAUAGAGGGGGUCAAAGCCAGAGAAUCAUUAUUAAGGCCACUGCACUGUGGUUCUAGUUUGUUUACAAUCCAGUCACUGUUGGAUUUUCUGGACUCGCUGCUUCCUGGAAAAUGCAUUACUCCAACCCUCGAAGGGUUGUUGCACUGAUGAAUUUAAAGCUGAGACUGGAAAAUAAGGUCUUCUUUUUUGAUCUGUAAGUGAAAGACCGCAGUGCCGUCUUGUAGUGUCGAGGCUUCUUGACAAACCUGUUUGUGGGGUUUAACAGUACUGUAGCCUUAUUUGUAAUGAAUGUACAAAAAAAAAUGAAACUGUGAGUUAUUCUUUUUCCCCAACAUGUAUUUUCAUGUACAUUACACUCUUUUCUGUUUGUUUAAUGUUAAACACUCUGGACACGUGCUUUUGUCUCAUUAUAAUUGGAAGGAUACUUUAAAGAAGUCAUUUUGCCGUUUGCAUUUUGUUGUUGUUUAUGCUUGUGUUUUC
Molecule: messenger RNA, 1829 nt
Organism: Nematolebias whitei (Rio pearlfish)
Lineage: Eukaryota; Metazoa; Chordata; Actinopteri; Cyprinodontiformes; Rivulidae
Gene: cant1a
Product: calcium activated nucleotidase 1a
Exons: 4
Coding region: 139-1353 (404 amino acids)
Biological process (GO): proteoglycan biosynthetic process
Molecular function (GO): calcium ion binding; UDP phosphatase activity; GDP phosphatase activity
Source: RefSeq, a predicted model, not a curated record